UACCAUUCGGUAGUCCGGUGGUGUAGCUUGUUCCGUUCAGUGUAGAACAGCAUACAGUGGGAGCGAGAUUCAUGUCCUGAUAGGGCCAAUCGAUUUAUCAUCGCACUCUUCAGUUUUGGACAAAUCGCACAAAUCUGCUCGUGGAAAACGACGGACCAGUCUUUGGAAUAUCGACAACGGGACACUUCAAUCCAGGGACAAUCUAAAAUGGCGCGGACAAGCUUAGAUCUAUCAAAGAGUGUUUUAGAAUGUGAAACAAGUCGUCAAUAUUACAUCGCUAUACGAGAAAAUGAUGUCGAGGCAGUGAAUGGUAUCUUCGGCGAGAACUUUGAAAACAAAAUGUCUGUACUAAAUGACGAAAUCUUCCCGAUCGAGAGCGAGGCUAACUUGGAUCCGUUCGGGGGCAAAUUAAGGAGCUCCUUCCCUAUCUUCGUAGCAGCUAUUCAUGGCUGUAUCGAUGUGUUCGAUCUGUUGAUGUCGCAUGGAGCUGACAUUGAAACCUCCGAUGCUGACGGAAAUAAUAUUGUUCACGCACUGUGCUGGACGGGAUUCUGUUGUAAGGAGAAGGAAAAGGGGUUAGUCGCCACCUAUCGGCACAUCAAGGAAGUGCUGAGGGAGAAGGGUGGCCUCACAAGACUCCUCCAUGGUGAAGACCGCGAUGGUUUACGUCCACUGGAGCUCGCCUCACGACUGGGGAUAUUCCACCUAGUCCAGGCUAUCGUGGACACUGAAGGUGUAUACAAAACGGUGCAUGAAUACAUCGGGCCUUUCGAGCGUGUCACAUACGAAUUGGCGGAGUAUGAAUCGUGGGAUGAUAGCAACCGCCACCGGAAGUCACCACUGAGAUUCCUCUUGCACAUGCGCAGAAACGAUCUAGGGGAACUGUCAGAUUCAUUCUUCGAAACGCCGUUGAUGAAGCAUUGGAUAAACCGGAAGUUUGCGUCUGUUUGGUUCCAUCUGAUGGCGUGGGUAGCGCUCCAUGUUCUGUUUGUCGUUGUCUACCUCUUCGAGGACGAAAUGAUGGUUGGAAUCACUGAAGUUACUGCAAGUGAAUGUCGAGAAGAAAAUAGGACUUCUCGAUUGAUACCAGCGUGGCAGCGUGAAUUCUACUCUCAUAUCUGGUUGCGCGAAACCCUUCAUAUUUUAAUCCUGCUGUACUGCUAUGGAUCCAUAAUCAAUGACGUCACUGAGCUUGUGCUUCUCGUAAUCAAACGUAAACAAAACGACAUAUACAAUCGACCAAUCAAAAGAGGAGCAUAUGUCACAUCCGCUUUGUUUUUCCGGAUAAAUCAUUUUGCCAUGGUAACGCUGACUGCAGGAACCCAGUGGAUAUCUGAUGAUAUCAUGGAGAACAUUCACCUCGAUAACCUGGUCAUGGUGUUGUAUCUGGUGGGAGGAGUCAUGGUGCUAUGGUCGCUUCUGUUCUUCUUACAGCUGCUGCCCUCUAUCGGCCACCUCGUGAUGGGCUUCCAAGCUACUCUCGCAACCUUGGUCAACUUCAUCAUCUUAAACACUAUCCUCUUCCUUUCCUUUGUGAAGGCGUUUAACAUGAUUGCCAGGAUGUAUUGCUUGAGCUUUGUCGACGGAUCUAUUUUCGAAAACAUGUACUAUGCCUUUAAGCUUCUGUUGGAUGUUCUCGACGACCCGAUUGGAAAAAAUGAGUUCGGGCGAGUUGCCUUCAUCGUCACUCAUAUGUCGUUUGUUAUUGUCAUGGUGAUCUUGAUGCUCAAUUUCUUAAUCACCGCCAUCGGGGACGUUACCUCUGACGUCACCAAAUACGACAACCUCAUGCGCAGUCUGAAGCGGGUCGAAAUUGCUAUCAUCCUGGAGACGAGAUUACGAGUGUUUGUUUCGAUAUUCAAGAGGCUUGGUUGUUUGAAACCGAAAGCGGUAACAUUCAGUGACAUCUACAUCACCGGUAUGCAAAAUAAACACCAGUGAAGAGAAUAUGUGUUUCCUUGGAGGGGAAUGUUGAACUAAGUAGCCUCGGAGAAUAUGACAGUUCCCAUUUGCUUCUGUCUGUGGUAUGGAUAUGAGAAUAACACCUGGAACAGGUGAUAGUUUGUGGCAAAUUUAUAAGCUACUGAAUGAAAAAGUUUGCUUUUUUUAAAGAUAUGUAUGUGAGCUUUCCUUAAUCAGAUGAAAAUGUAUCUACUGAAGACACUAUUUUAGGAAAUAACAAUCGCAACCGGUGGAUGGAAAUGAAAGGGUUAAGUGCCCAUUUGUAACACCUCCAGCAAUCGACACUUGGUGGUUUUGAUCCACACAACAUCAAUUAUCAUCUGAAUACGCCAGUUUAAUUAUUCAACCACUUGUGUUAAAAAUGGAUUGUCUGAUGUCCUUGAUCAUGAUGCUGACGCUAGGCCUUAACAACCAUGGAAUCAGACAAUAGCUGGGGAUGCCAACCGCACACCUCCAGGCAAAACCUAUAAUACCAUUCUGUACUUUUGUUCUGAAUACUGGAAAAGCAGGCGUCAGUCAUGUUCUAUAUGAAGCCCAUCAAUCCGCCGUGAGACCCGCUGUCAUGAGUGACGCAUCAUCGGCCUGGUUACCACAGAAAUCUCAGAAAGUGUGGAUUUCCGUGGCUUCCUCGGGUUUUUGGUGAAAAGUCUGAAAAAUAUCCGUAAUUUGUCCGGGAAUUCCCUAAAACAGGAAAAUGUGCUGAAGUAUAUGAGCUGCACCGCGCAGUAUACGCGAUCUGCCGGGAAAUCGUCUCAUUUCACUUAUAAAGGCUACAUAUGCAUAUUGAUUGAAUGAUGGAUUGUCUCCAUAUCAAGGCAUAACUCGUCGUUUAGAGGAAAGGGAGCCGAGGAACACCUCAGCGAAUAGGUGUAAGCCAGCGUUCACGUGAUUGUCUUACCUAAUGUGGUAUAUCAUCAUUAAACCUGUUUCAUGCAUCAAAUACUCGCAAACACCUCGUCCGUUAGCAUGCCAAGAGAUGGCGACAGUUUGCCACAGAGCCAGAGCAGACAGUUGUUUUGGAUUUGGGAAGAAACCGCAAUAUACAUCAGAUGUUCUCGAAUAACCCCAAGCAAUAUCAUUCA
Messenger RNA from Lineus longissimus, 3044 nucleotides. Its product is annotated as transient receptor potential cation channel subfamily V member 5-like. Gene Ontology annotation, molecular function: monoatomic ion channel activity; protein binding. The record is from RefSeq and is a predicted model, not a curated record. The transcript is spliced from 2 exons. Gene Ontology annotation, biological process: calcium ion import across plasma membrane. Bases 208 to 1941 code for a protein of 577 amino acids. Gene Ontology annotation, cellular component: plasma membrane. NCBI's taxonomy places the organism in Eukaryota, Metazoa, Nemertea, Pilidiophora, Heteronemertea, Lineidae.